UUUUAUUAUUUUUAUUUUUAUUUUCUCCAUAUGUGCCAAUUGUAUAUGCUACGCUGAAGCUACAUAACGGCAUACCCUUGCCGCCUUCUUAACCAAGGUAAGUUAAAACCAAAACUAUACAACGAAACUUCAAAUAAUAAUGAACUGUCAUUUAGACUGAUGUUAUAUUACUCUAUAUAUGCUCCAAUGAUUUUUUUAAAUUUUAAUUACAUUAUUUAAUUGCAGUCUGUUAAACUCGGUUAAACUACAUAUUGUCGGCGAUUGCAGCAAUUUUGCCGCGAAACAGCAUAAUGUUAUUUAUUGCCCUUUAUUACCAACAUUUUGAAGCAAAUCAACCUGAAUUUAUAUUUUAAGAUAACUUUGCUUCUGAUUCGUUUAUUUGGAUGUCACUUCGAUUAAUUUAUAGGUUAACGUAAGUAAGCUAGCUGAGUUACAUGUGACGUUACUGGUAUCCACAAAGUUCUUGCCAUACAUGCUGUAUUAAUGAUGGCUUGCAUAAUGUUAGUCAUAAUUAUUAUCGCCGGGAUUUAUUGGUGUUUUUCAGUUCAGAUGUACCAGUGUACCGCAACUGACAGCACUGUGUGUGAUUAUUGUCAUAAUGACUGUGGAGAAAGAAAGGUACUACUGUGUUUCUUACAACAUGCAUAUUUCUUUCAGUAAAUCAGUAAUGGCAGCGAGUGAGACCUCUACCAAAGCUGCUCCACUCCGGAUAAACCAUGACCAAAACAAAGUUUGAAGGAGAAUGUCCCCUGUGCAACCGGAUGCUGAAAGGUGUGGCCAAGCACCUUAAGCUUAGGCAAAGGGUCAAUAACCCUGAAGAGAGGACCCUGCCCCCUUCGCGGCCGAAGCACUACUAUCAUCGGCUAGAGAGGCACUUGGCCGGGCACAGGGAGCUCACAGCUGCAAGCCUCCAGAGCGGAGGGACAGGAAAAAGGUGGAAGUGCUCUGCGGUCCUCUCUUUCCUCGAGCCCUUCGUCACCCCGAGGGAGACAAGUGGCAACAUGGUGCGGGGGGACGAGGAUGAGGAUGAGGGAGCAGCAGUUGAGGGAGCCGCAGGUGAGGACCAGGCGUCAGGAGCAGCAGCAGCAGCAGGGAGUGACAUGAGAGGUCAUAAGGAGCUCACAGCAGCACGCCUCAAGAGAGUGGUGAGGACAGCCAAGAGGCGUGCUGCUCUGGAGUGGCUGAGGGACCUGAGAGCCAGCACCCCCAACCCCCCAAUGGUGUCCCUCUUGGACGUGGAGCAGGAGGAGAGAGGGGAGGAUGAUCUUGUCUCCCAGCUUGCUGCCUGCAGGAGGAGGGUGCAGGAGCUGGAGAAGGAGAACCAGGAGCUCCAUGCCUCCAAUGCCGCCCUCCGUAGCCACUAUAACUGA
This is a messenger RNA of Centropristis striata (black sea bass), 1370 nucleotides long. RefSeq lists its product as uncharacterized. NCBI's taxonomy places the organism in Eukaryota, Metazoa, Chordata, Actinopteri, Perciformes, Serranidae. The record is from RefSeq and is a predicted model, not a curated record. The transcript is spliced from 4 exons. The coding region runs from base 717 to 1370 and encodes 217 amino acids.